Metopolophium dirhodum (rose-grain aphid) is the source of this 3760-nucleotide messenger RNA. Its product is annotated as WD repeat-containing protein 48. Gene Ontology annotation, molecular function: ubiquitin binding. The record is from RefSeq and is a predicted model, not a curated record. Bases 284 to 2293 code for a protein of 669 amino acids. The transcript is spliced from 10 exons. NCBI's taxonomy places the organism in Eukaryota, Metazoa, Arthropoda, Insecta, Hemiptera, Aphididae. Gene Ontology annotation, biological process: protein deubiquitination; double-strand break repair via homologous recombination.
AAUGAUAAGUUCUAUUUAAUAAUAAAAUUCUGAAUUUAAAUAGAUUUAAUCAAAUUAUGUUCCACAUAAAUAAUAUAUUAUAUUAUUAUCGCCCAUCGGUAUUCAAAACAGUUACUUGAAAGUAUUAAAUGUCUUUUAGAAUCAGAACAGUAAUAUUUAGUAUUACUCAAAGAAGAGAAAUAAUCAACGCCUGCAUUUUAAGGAUGGUAUAGUUAUAUUGAUUCGAUCAAUUGAUAGAAAAAUGCAUUGGAUAUUCGUAAUUCUGCCAUAAUCAAAGUACAAAAUGAGUACUUUACAUAAAAAUUGUCUUGCACAGCCUGGACGUAAAAAAGUUCAAAUUUCAUUUGUUAUACGUGAUGAAGAAGAACGUAGACAUAGAGCUGGUAUCAAUUCCUUACAAUUGGAUUCUAAACAAGGAAUUUUAUAUUCAGCCGGUCGAGAUGGCAUAAUACGGCAAUGGGAUGUCCGAGAUAAUGUUGAAGCCACAUAUUUACGGUCUUUGGAACAUCAUACUGACUGGGUUAAUGAUAUUGUACUAUGUUGCGGUGGAAAUUAUUUGAUUUCUGCAAGUUCAGAUACCACUGUUAAAUUAUGGGGACUUCGGAAAGAAAAUACUUGUUUAUCAACCUUGCGAACUCAUAAAGAUUAUGUUCGAGCUUUAGCAUAUGCUCGUGAUAAAGAAGUGGUCGCAUCAGCUGGGUUAGAUAAAACAAUAUUCAUGUGGGAUGUUAAUAUGUUGACUACUUUAACUACUACUAAUAAUACUGUAACAACGGCUUCCCUGCCUGGUAGCAAAAACUCUAUUUACAGUCUGGCAAUGAACAAUAGUGGUACAGUUUUAAUUAGUGGAAGCACAGAAAAAGUUUUACGAGUGUGGGACACAAGGACAAGUGACUGUAUGAUGAAAUUGAUAGGUCACACAGACAACGUAAAAGCUUUGGUUGUAAAUCGUGAUGGUACCCAAUGCCUAUCGGGUAGCUCUGAUGGAACUAUUAAACUAUGGUCUCUAGGACAACAACAAUGCAUUCAAACUCUAAGAAUUCAUAAAGAAGGAGUUUGGGCAUUAGCAGCAACUGAAAAUUUUUCCCAUGUCGUAUCUGGUGGUCGUGAUAAAAAAAUUUAUAUGACAGAUUUAAAAAAUCCUAAUAGAGUUCAGCUUAUAUGCAAUGAGACAGCUCCAGUUGUAAAAAUGGUUACAACACCUGAUAUGAGUGCUAUUUGGGUAGCCACAUCCGAAUCCUCUAUUAAUUGCUGGAAAUUAAGAAAAAGUGAUGAAACAGCUGAUUUUGAAGAUGUCCCAACAGUACCAUAUAAUCAAGAACCAUUUAGGACACUUAAAGGAGCUGCUGCUAUACGAAAAUACCAUGUACUGAAUGAUAAACGAACUAUACUGACACAGGACACAGAAAAGAAUGUUGCAGUUUAUGAUGUCCUUAAGGCUUCUAAACUUCAAGAUUUAGGGGAAGUCGAUUUUGAUGAUGAAAUAAAAAAAAGACAUCGUAUAAUAUUUAUACCAAACUGGUUUAGUGUUGAUUUGAAAACAGGGAUGCUAACAAUUCACUUGGGACAAGAUGAAAACGAUUGUUUUGCAGCUUGGGUUUCUGCUAAAGAAGCAGGAAUUAAUGUCACGGAUGAUAACUUAAGAGUAAAUUAUGGCAAUCGGAUGUUGCGAUCACUAUUAGAAAAUUGGCUUAAUCGCAUUCAAACAGAUCAUGGGUCUUCUGAUGGAGCCCAGUCUACUGAAGUCAAUGCUCAGACAAAACUAGAUUCUCAGUGUUGUAGAAUUCCUAAACAUACACCACUUAUGAUAAGUGAAGUUGGUGGUCGGUGUCUAUAUAGGAUGUUAGUUAGCCAGGCCGGAGAUGAAAAUGAUGUUUCAAUUUUAAACGAAACUAUUCCCGCAUGGGUUAUGAAUGUUAUCGUUGAAAAAAGUAUACCUAAAGCCCUCAAGAUAUCGUUUUAUCUUGUGCCACUAUCAAAUACAUGCAUUAGGCCUGUAAAAAAUGGAACUCUUCGACCUAGUAGAGAUCGCUUAGUGGCAAAUGACUUUAUUCAAGUCCAGAAAAUAGCUGAGUAUAUCCAUGAAAAGUUGUCUGAAAAUGAUGGAAGUGGUCCUUAUAACAAAACCUCAGACUGCAUAAGCAAUCAUCUACAAGGAAAUACACCUGAGAAAAAUUUUGAACUAAGCUGUAAUGAUCAAAUACUUUCUCCUACAAUGGAUUUAAGGACUUUGAAACAUUUCAUUUGGAAAUCUUCAGCUGAUUUAACAAUAUACUUCAAGGCCAAACAUUAAAAAGUAAUUUUUUCUUCAUGAUUUAUUUAUUUAUUUAUUUUAAGUUAAUAUCUUCUUAUUCUUUAUUAAUUUAAUUACUUUUCUAUUAUAAUGAAAUUCAACCAAUUUUUAUAACUUUGUUGAUACAUUUUCCAUUAUUUGCAAAUAAAAACAUGUAUAUUAUAUUAUAAUGAUAUUAUUGUUAUAAGUUAUAAAAUGUAGUUACAUAAAAAGUAUUAAUGUUAAAUGUUAAAUUCAUAUCACACUCAGAAAAUAAGUGUAAUUUUAAUUAACCUGUACAUAUUACCUAACGUAUAUUAAAUUCUAUUAUUAUGUAAAAAAUAUUGGCAUCAAAUCAAAUUUAAUUUGAUUAUAUUAUUAUUUUCCUAAGACUUAUAAAAAUGUUUGAAAAAAGACUUAUUUUUGUUUUUUAUAAUCAUCUCUUGUUUUAGAUAUUAUAUUAUAAUAUUGGUGACAUUAUGAACACAUACAAAAUUAUACAAAUCGUCUAAAAUAAAUUUACCUAAUGUACCUAAUACAUAUUAAAUAUUAUAAAAGUAGUCAAAAUUGAAAAUUGUAACUGUUUUAUCUAACCGAAUUGGAAAAUAUCAAAUGUUUAAAUUAUGUUUAUUAGGUACAUUCUUCUUUCAUACAAUUUAUUUGUGGUAUGAUUUGUGUUCUAAAUUGUAUAGGUAAUCAGAACUAUAUUAAAACAAAUAUAUAAUAUAUUACUGUGUAUUUAAAAAAUUUUAGUUGAUAAAAUAAUAUUAGUAAUUGUAUGUAACUAUUUUCUAAAAUUAAUUGUUCAGUUAAAACAUAAUCAGUGAACUAUGAAUACAAUUAUGUUAGGAUAUCUUUAUUUGAUUGAAUUGGUACAAAGUUUUUUCAAUUUUUUGACACAUUUUGGGCCAACAAUUCAAAUUGUGUGAGAAAAUGUGUCUAGAAAUAUGUCUAGUUUAUGAUUAAUUUAUUACAGCUGAUAUGGUUAUUAAAAUUAUGGUAUUAACUGGUAAUUGUUGAUUAUAUAAAUUAUAGUUAUUAACUAUUAUUUAUAAAUAUAAAUAAUGUGAUUUUGUUCAUUAUGAGGACGAAGAUAUUAACAAAUAGUUGAGUAUAUUUACCAAAACUUAUAUUGUAUUACUGUGUGUGUACAUAAUAAAAUGUCAUUAUCUCUAUCUUAGAAUCACAUAUCUAUACAGUGAAUUAGAGGAGAUAUAUAUAUAAUAUAGAUACUUAAACUGUUUUUGUUUUAAUUAUGUUUAAUGCAAUAUUAUCAUGGUUUCCAAUUUAUAAGUUUGUUAUUUUAAAUGUUUUGCAUUUAAUUAACAUAUAUUUUAUUUAUUAUACAAAAAUGAGUAUUUUGUUGUACAUCAUGACUGAAAAUCUUCAUUAUUUAGAUAGUACCGUUUAACUAUAUUAUUGUUUACUUAUUCAUGUACCUACCUAUUGCUGGAUGCUAAUAAAUAUUUUUAAGAAUUAAGAUUAAAA